This is a messenger RNA of Truncatella angustata, 1179 nucleotides long. Its product is annotated as secreted aspartic proteinase precursor. NCBI's taxonomy places the organism in Eukaryota, Fungi, Ascomycota, Sordariomycetes, Amphisphaeriales, Sporocadaceae. The record is from RefSeq and is a predicted model, not a curated record. Gene Ontology annotation, molecular function: aspartic-type endopeptidase activity. Gene Ontology annotation, biological process: proteolysis. The transcript is spliced from 2 exons. The coding region runs from base 1 to 1179 and encodes 392 amino acids.
AUGCCCUUUCAGCCUGAGGCCACCAACGGUUCAUUCACCGUUGACACAUACCCCAAUCCGAACCACGCUGCCCAUGGUCCAACAGCGAUGUACAAAGCGUUCCUCAAGUACGGCAAGACACCUCCACCGGAGCUUGUUAAGACUGUCAAGGACUACCGGGCAUCAAGAAAGGUCAAGCGUGUGUCUGGCAGUGCCACAACAACGCCUGAAGACCAGGAUGAGGCUUGGUUGACUCCUGUUCAGAUUGGUACACCAGCACAAACUUUGAACCUCGACUUUGACUCUGGUUCCUCUGACCUGUGGGUUUUCAGUACCUCGACCCCUGCUUCUGAGUCCCGUGGCCACACGACGUAUGCUCCGGGCAAGAGUAGCACUGCCAAGCUCAAGUCUGGUUACUCUUGGACCAUUUCGUAUGGUGAUGGGAGUUCGUCGUCCGGCACCGUGUAUAACGACAAGGUGACUGUGGGCGGUGUCACUUUCGCGUCUCAAGCUGUCGAAGCUGCUACCAAGGUUUCUACUGAGUUUAGUGAGGAGACGAACCUUGAUGGCCUUCUGGGUCUUGCUUUUAGCUCCAUCAACUCUGUUCGUCCAAGCGCUCAGAAGACCUUCUUCGACAACAUCAAGUCUAGUUUAGACCAACCUCUCUGGACCGUCGAUUUGAGGCACUCUGCUCCCGGUACUUACAACUUCGGCAAGAUCGACAACUCUCUGUACACCGGUGAGAUCGCAUACGCCACUGUCAACUCCCGCGAGGGUUUCUGGACAUUUACGGCAACUUCUUACAGUGUCGGCAGUGGUGCAUCGGGUGGAAGUAUCACCGGUAUCGCUGACACUGGCACAACGCUGGCUCUUCUCCCUGCCGCUGUGGCUAAAGCAUACUACGCCAAGGUUACUGGUGCAACCUACAAUAAUGCUCAAGGUGGCUAUGUAUUCUCCUGCAGUGCGACUCUGCCCGACUUCACCUUCACUGUUGGUGGUGCUGAUAUCACUAUUCCGGGUGAUUACAUCAACUACGCCCCUUUGACAACUGGGAGUAAAACUUGCUUUGGUGGCAUCCAGGGCAACACCGGCAUUGGCGAGGUCAUCUUUGGCGAUAUCGCCUUGAAGUCAGCCUUUGUUGUCUUCGAGAAUUCCGGCAACACGGCUCGUAUUGGCUGGGCUAAGAAGGACCUGAACUAG